Durusdinium trenchii is the source of this 2298-nucleotide messenger RNA. The record is from the annotation of a GenBank genome assembly. NCBI's taxonomy places the organism in Eukaryota, Dinophyceae, Suessiales, Symbiodiniaceae.
CUUGCACGUCGCUGAUCGUCGCUGAUCGCUGACCAAGACUUUUUAGAGCUCAUGUCAGCCUCUGCAUCCAGUUGGAUGCGAUUCUGGGAAGGUGGUGGUGACAACAGCAACGGUAGCAAGAAUGGCCGCAAAAGUCCCGCAGGUCCAAAAGCGACGAUUCAUAGCGACUUCAUUCGUUCGACUCCACAUCAGAAUUCUUCCCUGGCUCUUGAAGCGAGCCUUCGGAACAGCAUUCGCCGAAGGGCCAAGCGGAUCGUCACCAAUCCGUAUAUCACUCAGUUCAUGGCUUUUGUGGUCCUGUUCGAUGCCUACUGUAACUGGAGCGACAUUGACGCUCGAGCUCAAGAGGAGCGGCCGCCUGAGAUCCUCCAAAUAGGCUCCGUCGUUUGCCUGUCACUGUACACUAUUGAAGUAAUUCUGCUGACCGUAGGACAAGGCCGUUCUGUUCUGAAGGAUAGCAUGUUUAUCUUGGAUCUUUGUGUCAUUGUCUGCGGUUUCUUGGAAAUGAUCCUGGAUUCAGUAGCAUCAGAUCUCGCAGCCAGGGUUAGCAUCCUCAGCAUUCUCCGGUUGCUGCGACUUGGGCGAGUCGUUCGCUUGGUUCGGCUCUUCGGGAAGAUCCGAGCCUUGAGAGAGCUUCAGAAGCUCGUGACCAUGAUUUCCACUUGUCUCAAGGCUUUGGCCUGGUCCUUCGUUUUCUGCUUCAUCGUCAUGACUAUAUGGGCCAUGCUUCUCGUGGAAUUAGUGCACCCAUUGAUACAGGAGCUGAAUGCCAACACAAGCGUUUUUGCAGACUGCAAUCAAUGCCUACGUGCAACCUCAAGUGUGAUGCAUGCGAACUUGCUGCUCUUCAAGACAGUCAUCGCGGGCGACAGUUGGGGUAAAAUUGCUGUACCGGUCAUUGAGGCUCAUCCCGCCACGGCCAUCAUUUUUGUCGGCUCGCUUCUCACGAUAGUUUUCGGAGUACUAAAUUUGAUUGUCGCCGUGGUUGUAGAUACUUUCGCAGACGCGCGCGACCGGGACGUCCUCAAUUUAGCUGAAGAGAUGGAACAAGACCUUGCACACGACAAAACGUAUUUGGAGCGUAUGUUCAAACGGAUUGACUUAAAGGAUGCCGGCAAAUUGAGUUUGGAUCAACUUGUGCAGGGAGCCCGGAACGAUGCGGAGUUCCAAAGCCGGUUGAGGGUGAUGGACAUUGAUGAGAUGGACUUGGUCCAACUUUUUGAGAUGAUCGACACAGACGGCUCGGGCUUUAUUGAGCCGAAUGAGUUUAUUCGACCGCUGAGCCGUUGGGUCCACGACUCCAAGACAGCGCCGAGAUUUAUCAAGUACAACAUGAUGCGCGCGAUGGCGCAACAAGAAGAGAUAAAAGAAGAGCAGUCGGAGCUUCGACGAUGCAUAGAAAAGAACUUCAUAGAGCUUGCGCGAAGAAUAGACAAGCUGCACCCAACGAAUAGCUCGAACUUCGCUGACAAAGGCUCCGGGAAGUUUGAUUCGCUUUCUGUGUUAAGUGACGAAGAAGUGGAACCUGUGAGGAGCUCUCAAAAGGUCACACUUCAAAAGCUUGCAGAUUCUGAGGCUGACCUAGAAGAUGCUGUGAAGAGAUUGGAAGACCUGGUGCUUCAUGCAACGGUCUCUGCUUUAAAAGACCCCACAGAUUUGCUAGAAGGCGGACACUGGGAGAAAACUGUCAAGUUUGCUACUGAGCACUUGCCAGAGGGCAUCAUCAGGCAAGUCCUAAUGGACUUUGAACAUUCGAAGCCGCCUCAGGAGCUGGAAGCCAGAGAGGCAUUCUGCGCUGUUUCCAAUUUCCCAAGCGGCCCAAGUGGCCUACCCUUCCAGAACGCAAAGACAGCUAAGGCUUUGAAUCGCCAGAACAUGCCAGAACACAUCACGUGAGAAAAGAUGCUCACUUGUCACAUGCCGAUUUUGGCCAACCGACUGCGGUGGGUGUUGGCAUGCCAUUAAUUCGAACAGUUCAGCCAGAAUUUUGUGCCCAGUCAUUACUGGUUUGCAUCCCCAGCCAGCAUGGCAGGUUUGGUGGCCAUUUUGGGAAGCCACACCUUCAGACUGGCAUGCAUGCAUCUUCCAAGUACUGUCUCAUGAUUGCCAGCAGCCUACCGCUUGCAAAAUGCAAAGGGUUCCGGUCUUGGCGAGGGACGUACUAUCUAUUGCUCGUUUUACUGUUUUUUUCCCAAUUGAAAAUUUUACUGAUGCUUGAGCUUCAUCUCCAACAAGGAGUGAACUCGAUCCACACGGCCGUGCCGACAGAGAUUGGUCUGGGUCAAAACCUUGAGACCC